AUGGAAAUUGACAAGCUUGUGGUGGUGCAGGACUACGAGGUGCAGGUAUACCGCGCGCAUGCGCUGCUGGGCAACACGGCGGUGCUGCGCUGCGUCAUCCCGCCCUUCCUCAGGGACCAUGUCUCCGUCUCCUCCUGGUUCCGGGACGACACCAUCAUCCUGCCAGGAUCUCACGAAGCGGGUGGCGGCCGCUUCGUGGUGACGAGCACCGGGGACCUGCUGGUGAGGCGGGCCACGGCGGCGGACGCCUCAUCCCGCUACAGCUGCCUCACGCUGCACGCACUUACCGGGGAGCGCCGCAGGAGCACCCCGGCCCAGCUGCUCACCGUCACAGAGGCGACAGGCGGGAUGCCGCCACGGCUGACGCAGCGCUCGAUGACGUCACUGACAGUGGAGCAGGGACAGCACGUGACGCUGGGUUGUGCCGCGCAGGGGCACCCACCGCCCACCUUCUCGUGGUGGCACGAGUCCGGGACGCCGGUGGCUUCUUCUGGGCGCGUGUGGGCGUCGCAGGAGGCGCUGCACAUCCUGGGGGCGCGGCCGGAGGACGCCGGCAGGUGGGAGUGUCGCGUGCACAACGCCUUCGGGGAGCAGCGGGUGCACGCCUCGCUGCAGGUGACCGCGCCGCUCGCCGUACACGUCACGCCACACCUGCUGGUGGUGAACUCCGGAGAGUCGGCGACGUUCAACUGCUCGGUGUCCGGCUCGCCCGUGGGCAGCGUGGAGUGGCUGCACAACGCGGAGCCGCUGGCCGCCGGCCGCGCGCGCCUUUUGUCGCCGCUGGUUCUGCACGUGGCCGCUGCGACGCGCGCGCAUCGCGGCGUCUACCAGUGCUUGGCCCACGGCGAGGCUGACAGCGCGCAGGCGUCGGCGGAGCUCCGGCUCGGAGACACGGUGCCGGAGCUGCAGUCGACGUUCAUCGAGCAGGCGCUGAGCCCGGGACCCCCCGUGUCGCUGCGCUGCUCGUCCGCCGGCAGCCCGCCCCCGCAGUUCACCUGGAGGCUGGACGGGCAGGCGCUCACCGCCGCCAGGCUGGGCCACAGGUACACAAUUGGUCAGUACGUGGACCAAGCUGGCGACGUCAUCAGUCACGUGAACAUCUCCUCCGUUCGUGUGCAAGAUGGCGGCCUGUAUAGCUGCAGUGCUGCCAAUGCAAUGGGCUCCGUCCAUUACGAAGCCAGGCUCAACAUCUACGGACCACCGUACGUGCGCCCGCUGCCGGGCCCGGUGCGCGCCGUGGAGUCUGGGCAGGUGACGCUGCGCUGCCCGUACGCCGGAUACCCAAUCAGCGGCGUCUCCUGGGAGCGCCGGGGAGUCCCCCUGACAAGUGACUUGCGGCGCGAGCUGCGCGACGGUGGCGCCGCCCUCCACAUCCUGCGCGUCGACCCGGCCGCCGACGCGGGCGUCUACGUCUGCACAGUGAGGGGCUCCCAGGGGGACGUCGCCAGGGGAGAGGUGGCGCUGGCUGUCGACAGUCCGCCGGUCGUGGUGCCCUUCUUCAUCCCAACAAACCUGCGGGAAGGAGCCAGGGCGCAGGUCAGCUGCGGCGUGUCCUCUGGAGACUUGCCUAUUCGUUUCGCCUGGCUCAAAGAUGGCGCGCCAGUCCCCAAAUCUCUGCAGGUUACUGAGAAACAAGUGAGUGAGUUCCUCAGCGUGUUGCUGUUCAACAAAGUCUCCUCACACCACAGUGGGACGUACACUUGCGUCGCGUCCAAUAAUGCAGCGAGCGCCAACCACUCUGCGCUACUGCAGGUCAAUGUGUCUCCUCAGUGGCUGGUGGAGCCCCACGACUCGUCCGCCCUCUCUGGGAGUCCACUGUCCGUCCACUGCCAAGCUCAGGGCUUCCCCCAGCCAGUAACCUCCUGGUUGCGCGGACAAGGAGGAAAACCGAACGACUUCCAGCCCUUGGAGCCUUCAGAACCUCACAUGCUGGUGAUGGCGAACGGGACUCUAGCGAUUCCGUCUGCUUCUGCAGAGGACGAGGGCUUCUACCUGUGUCGUGCUGAUAACGGCAUUGGUGCCGGGCUCAGCAAGGUGGUCGAGAUAGCUGUCAAUGAACCGGUGAGGUUUGACGUGAUGGAGAAGAAUGUGACAGCCCGCCGCGGUCAGCAGGUGACACUGAAAUGUGACGUCAGAGGAGACCACCCCAUACAAGUCAACUGGUUGUUCAGGGGGCAACGUCUGCACCACAGUUACAGACUCAGCAUGUCAGAAAUGAAGACGGCUACGGGACUGCAGGCUCAGCUGGUGAUCGACCAGGCUGACAGGCAGGACUCCGGCCUCUACGUGUGUGAAGCGGGGAACGUCUUUGGCCACAGCGAGCUGCUGGUCCGCUUGGCUGUCCAAGAACCUCCUGAUCCACCAUUGGACGUUGAAGUGGUUGAAGUGAACAGUAGGUCAGUUCGCCUGUCCUGGCACCCUCCCUUCGAUGGGCACAGCACCUUAAUGGGAUACCUUAUACAGUAUAAGAAAGCUACCAGCCUCAUGGAUGAUUGGCAACAUGCUGGAACCGUUAACAUCUCCAUCCCAUCUUCAGGUGCUGAUUUAACAAGUAAGAAAAUUGAUUCCAAAAAGAAUGCCAUGAUAACGGACCUGCAUCCAGCCACUACCUACCACAUCAGGAUCCUUGCAGUUAAUGCUAUUGAGGCCAGCAUCUUCACAGAUCCACUUACUGUAAAGACGCAAGAAGAAGCUCCAACGGGGACCCCCCAGGAUGUGCGCGCGGUAAACAUCGACCCUGAUGAGCUUCUUGUGACAUGGAAGGCACCACUGGCGGAUACCUGGAAUGGAGAGAUACUGGGAUACACAAUAUACUGGAAUCCUCACAGAACUGUGUUUGAUGAGACUAACAGUACAAAUAAGCAAGAGGUACGGGGAUCGUCUACUACGGAACUCAGAUUAAGACAACUGAAGAAAUUCACAAAAUAUGAUGUUUACGUACAGGCUUUCAAUAGCAUGGGAAGUGGACCGCUAUCCUCAGCAGUCACUAUUACUACGCGAGAAGGAGUUCCAGAAGCUUCCCCGGAGAACAUAACCUGUUCUGCGCUCUCGUCACAAAGCGUCAAGGUCAGCUGGUCACCACCACCUCCCCAAAAUCAUGGCGGCAUCAUACGUGGAUACAAAGUCAUAUACAGGCCUGUUGUUACCGAUCACAAUUUUCGAACGGUAGGAAGUGAAGUGAAGAGGACGCCCAAUUUGGAAACCUACCUGCAUGGCCUUCUCAAGUUCACAAACUACACCCUGAGGUUGUUGGCUUUCACAAAUGUUGGAGACGGAGUCAUGAGCCACGCUGUCUUCUGCUCAACAGAACAGGAUGUUCCCGGACCACCGGCUGCUGUGAAGGCCCUGACGCUGACUUCAGACUCCAUCCUCGUGUCGUGGCUGCCUCCUGAGCAGCCCAACGGCCUCAUCACGCAGUACACCGUUUACUGCAGCAGGAAGAACCACCCCUCCAAGACGAGUAGUUUCCGAGUCGGUCCCACAUCAAGCUCACUUGAAAUUCGAGGACUAAAGGAACUGGAGCCAUAUGAGUCGUGGGUCACAGCCUCUACUAUUGUAGGAGAAGGAGAGAGAACCAAGUCAAUCACACAGGCACCCAAUUCAAGAGCUCCGGCGCGCAUUGCGUCCUUUUCUCAAGUUCUACGCGAAGCCCUGGACGCCAGUGUGACGCUGGAGUGUACGGCAGUGGGAAACCCCACCCCAAACGUGUCGUGGCAACACAGGAAGGAGAACCUCAAAGCCGACCCCAGAUUCAGCAUCUCACAGAGCUCUCUUCUCAUCACCAAGCUGAAGAAAGAGUACGAAGGAAACUACUCUUGUAUUGCAAAAAAUCUGUUUGGAGAAGACAGAAUAAACUACAAGAUCAUUGUAAUUUUGCCUCCUGAAGCUCCUUUACUUGAAGUUCUGGGUUCAGACCAUCACAGUAUUAAAUUGCAAUGGACAGCUCGUAUGGAUGGAGGUGCACCCAUUUUAGGUUAUGUAUUAAACUACAAAAGGGACCACGGAAACUUGGAAGAAGUGCAUCUGGAGGCUGAAAAGGCAUUUCACACGCUGGAGAAUCUCAGCUGUGGAUCUACAUAUCACAUAUUUAUUUCUGCACACAACAGAAUUGGAGACAGUCCACGAAGUGCUAUUCUGACGGCUAAGACAAAAGGAACAGAACCGCAGGUACCGAACUCAGAUAUACUCGUCUCCGCAAAUGCAACUUCCCUGUGUUUGCAUUUGCACUCUUGGCCAGACGGUGAAUGCUCCAUGUUGUACUUUGUUGUGGAGUAUCGAAUUCUCGGAGACGAAAAUGAGUGGAUACUGAUUGACAACAACGCACCACCAAAGACGCUGCUAAUAGGGGACCUGCAACCGGCCACGUGGUACCAGCUGAGACUCACUGCCCACAACAGCGCCGGUUCCACUAGGGUGCACUUCAACAUCGCCACAACAACGGUCGCUGGCGCAACAGUUGGUCCAAUACAAGAAAACCGAGGCCCAACAGAUACAGCUCGGUUCUAUGAGGACAUUCACGUAAUAGUGCCUACGGUUUGCUCUGCAAUAUUCUUGUUAUCAGCUGGCCUGCUAGUGUAUGUGGCCAUACACAGGAGACAGUGUCAAAGAGAUGCGCAGUACAAAAGUAACAGGGGAGUUCCUGAAAGCCCGAGUGCUUGCAAGGCCGCCGCCGAAAUGGACAACAAGAGGAACUUCCAGCAGAUAUACUCAGCGUCCCCCACCAAAAUGGACGACCAUCAACUAGUUAAGCAGUCAGAUGCUUCUUCCGAUCUGUACGACAUGAGUCCGUAUGCUACAUUUCCUGUGUCAUCUGAUCCUCCUAGGACAAUAAAUGCACGGACAAUGGACUACGCCAUGCAGUUUAAAACAUUUGGACAUUUGGAAAAUGACUGUGGAGUGCAACACGGAUUUACUCGAACGGUCAACAAAAAAUUUCAGCAUAUACAUCCCGCUGGGAGCGACAUGCAGCAGUCGAUGACGUCGUCCAGCCUGCACAGGCACAGCAACGGCGAACACGGCCUCAAGAGGGCCGACGCCGGCCACAACUCGGAGUCGGACACGAGCGGCAGCCCCUCGGCAGCGAGCAGGUACCGGAGGCCCCUGAAGCAAGCCACGGCGAGGAGCCUAGAAAUUUAUCACCUUGACUCAAGUACUGAGUCCAAUGAGAUGUCUCCCAUCCCUCAAAGGAGACGGACACCGCGGCAUUAUCCUGCCUGCAGUGGUGAUAAAAGAGUGACGUCACACGACAGGUAGUCAAGCUCGGAAACAAGCUCCGCUGAAGGUGAUGCCAGUUUCUCCAGUUAUCAUCUCCAGCCACCUUCUGGAUUCUCAGACAGUCGAGAACUAAGUGAAGCUGAAUGUGACCAUGACACCAUCCAAUUUAACAAGUUAAUCAGUAGGUUUCGUCAACAAAAACUGGAAGAAAGAAGACAAUAUACAAUUCAUGUAUGACUUUACUAACUGUUUGGUGACACAUGCAGAUGGCGUCGUGUGGAUACAGCGCAAUUUCAUCAAGACACACUUUUCUUUCCGUGUGUGCUCUUCUUUGUGACUGUGUUUGACAUUUAUUCUUGAUUAUAAUGUGAAAAGAUUGGUAGCUCACAAGAUUUUCGCCCACUAUCAAAGACGUUUCAGAACUAUGUGGACACGUUUCUUAUUGCUUAAACAUAUUCCAGGAAAUUUAUGAAUACAUUUUUAUUGUUCAAACUUUUGAACUGUUUUCUGUGUAAAGUGUUUGAAUUUUAGAGCGGAGUUAAAAACUCUUAUAUACUAUUUCCGUAUCCAAAUGCGCUAGCCACGUUAUUUUUGAUACAAUACUGUAAAACAAUUUACGUGCAAGGACAGUAACGACGGAUUCUAAAAUUAUUAGGUG
Molecule: messenger RNA, 5872 nt
Organism: Schistocerca americana (American grasshopper)
Lineage: Eukaryota; Metazoa; Arthropoda; Insecta; Orthoptera; Acrididae
Product: Down syndrome cell adhesion molecule-like protein Dscam2
Exons: 35
Coding region: 1-5253 (1750 amino acids)
Biological process (GO): axon guidance; cell-cell adhesion
Cellular component (GO): plasma membrane; axon
Molecular function (GO): protein binding
Source: RefSeq, a predicted model, not a curated record